UUGGCAAAGCAUUCUGGUAGUUGUAGUAAAUGACGACAAUGCAAAUCGGCUAUUGCCUCCUUUUAAGCACUAUAACUUUCUUUCAUUUCUAUAUCAUAUGUAGAUUAUGAAAGAGAAUGAGAUGAUUGCUUAUAUUUUGUUUAACUUGUUAUAGUUAUUUUGAAAUUUUGCUAUUGGCAUGUCGACUAUGACGUGAACAUAAGCGCGGAAUAAGCAGGAACAUUCAUUUAUUUAUUUUUUAUCUAUUUUAUUUUUCCGUUUUUGAGUAGCGUGGGCUGAAGAGAUUAUUAUGCACAUGAAUAAAUGAUUAAGAAUGAAUGAAAUGUACUGACCGAGCUCAAUGCAAAUUAAUCAAAUCUUUURUUUCUGUUCAGUCAUUAUCGUCUCAUUUGCAUUGAAUCAGCACUGGUAAAACUCGGUGUUUGAAUGAUGAUUCGUUUCAUUUUCGUUCAUUCGUUCUCAACAUCUGUUUUUUCAAUUCUUGUUUUUGGAAUAAAKACUGUGUUACGUAAAUAUAUAGUGAAGCUCAGUAGGCCAUAACAACAAGGAAUCAUAAAGUCUUUCAAAACCAAUGAUGUAGAACAAAAGUUUUUUGAAUAGUUUAUAAAAAUGAAUUAAUUCACCAAACACACGAACUGAACAAUAUUCACAACAACAAAGAGCUCAACAAAGAAUUUCACGAAAAACCUGGACCAGGGUCUGACCUGGACAUUCACUACACAUUCAGUAUUAGUUUUGCAACCAGACAUCUGUAUUCAACAUGGUUGGCAAAGGCCACAGUUUAUUUCUGGCGACCAUUUUAUCCUUGAUCUCCAUAGAGAAAGGAACAGCUGCAUCUCUAGACACUUUAUUCGGAACAACUGAUACCGAUGAUAAAAGGCUAUUGUAUAUUGCCAUUGCAUUAUUUGUAGUAAGUGCAAUAUUCCUGAUCCUAACGAUUAUUGGUAGCUUUUGUAUUUACAAGAUGAUCAAGGCAAAAAAUCAGCCAAAGAUCAGACAUUUGAAGAACUUGGACAGCAUAAUCUACGACGCCCAUAAUAUGGUGCCACUCCCRCGAGCCAACACUUAUAGUAAAUUCAAUGAAGGAUACAACAACAACUACGAUUCACCUUCCUCGACAACCUUUAAAGGAUAAACUACUACAAGCUAAGAUAUCAUUGAAAACAAUACUCAACGCAUUUCCUUGAGAUGUUUAUUACUACUUGGAUUUGCUAAAUAUUAAUUUCGGAAUAUAUUUUGGCUAUACUCCAGUUUCGAGAUCUUAUUUGUGCAGCCUUAACCUCGAAAGCAUGUAAUAUAUUCUUUUAUUCAGCAGAGAUCCUAUUGUAAUGCAAACACUCKGUCUGCAAAGAAGACAAUAAAACUUUAUGCUUGAUUGAAGCUAAGCUUGCACGUCAAAAGAGAAUUCGAAACUGGAGUAUUGACAGUGCCGCUGCUAUGCAGUACUGGAAUUUGGACAUGGUUUGAAUUUCAGUGAUUCAAUUUAUCUUUACUAGAGUACAACUGUUGUGCACGCGUUAACAUAGGAAGGUUAACGUUCCAUUAGGUUUUUAACGUGUGAAAACCACCCUAAAAUGCUKUAAUUUUUCUCAUUCGGAUUGAUUUUGUCGUCUUCUGAUUCAUCGUUGGUGGUGGUUGCGCUCACCCUUAYACGAUCAGACCGAAAGGGAGUAUGGGUAAAUUGAUAUGGMCYAAGUGGCCUAAGAUCCUUUUCUGUCUUUUURCUUGGGGUUAAGACCGAUCAGCGCGGAAYGUUUUACCAACUUGAUGAGUGCAGCAUUCUAGCUUACGUAUUAUAUAUUUUAACUAAUAAUGUUAUYUUAUAUCCUCAGAUCCAUUUUAGACUUUUUAUAUAUUAAUUGACAAAGUAUAAACACAAUUUUACUAAGUUUUUAUUGUGAUACGAAAAAAUCUCUUACUUUAAUAGUAAGGGGGGACUGCUCUUGCUUAGUUAUCUUUACAUAGUAAAGACGAAAAUCACGAUUCUACCUAGGAACUAUCUUACAAAUAUUGAUUACAAGUCAUAUGAUUAUAAUGUUUUUAAGGUCUACGAUAUUGUACACUAUUGUAACGAGUGAAUAUUGAUUAAAGCAAGAAAUACUUGAA
Exaiptasia diaphana is the source of this 2106-nucleotide messenger RNA. RefSeq lists its product as uncharacterized. The coding region runs from base 761 to 1135 and encodes 124 amino acids. Lineage: Eukaryota; Metazoa; Cnidaria; Anthozoa; Actiniaria; Aiptasiidae. The transcript has 4 exons. The record is from RefSeq and is a predicted model, not a curated record.